AUGAAAUACACGAUUCUAGUUAUAGUUUCUUGUUAUAUUGAACUCACUCACGGAGUUAUUGCACCCCGAGGAAUUGCAGAGAAUGGAACCACGAUUCUACGUCCUGUGAUCAAUUCUACUAUUGUUAGCGCUGCAAAAUCCACACAUAAGCUGUUGGAAAAAAUUAAUACGUCUUUAAACCUUCUUAAAGAUGCAUUAGAAAAAGAUUUGUUAGCGGAUCCACAAGAAAAAGCGAGUGAAAUUAACCAGCGAGCCUUUAUCUAUAUAAAGAGCCUUAAACCUGUUCAUAACAAAAUCUAUUUGGCUCAAAAAGACGACCGGUCUUAUAUGAUGCAAGAAGAUAGACUGUAUGAAGACCUACAACAUAAAUUGAUGGCGGUACAGAAUAAAAAAGAACUUGCUUACGUUAAAGAUACAGAUAACCCAAAUAUUUCAGGUAGCGGAUGUAACAAUUCCAUACAAAGAAAUAGCAAAAGGAUCAAAGGACUGAAGAAGCUCGAUAAAAGUCACUACGACAGACGAGAGUUUUUAGAACUCCUCAAAAUUCCACUACUGCGGACACUCGUGAAAAGUGAUGUUAUAACUCAAAACUCAAAUAAACAACCGGAAGCGAAAAUGAGUAAUAAAGGUAAUAAAAUGUCGAAAAGUACUGUCCCAAAUCUUAUAAAAAAUUACCACAACGAAGACUAUAGUGAAGCGAAAAUGUCUGGUGAAGUUGAUAAAUUAAUUGAGCAGUUUAUGAAUAUUUCUCUAGAGAAGCCUCGCUAUGAACUCAAACAUGCAGGAAUGGAGAGUGAUUGUAAUAAUCACGAGGGUCACGACCAUCAACAUACUACAUGUAAAUGUAAAACGGGUCCGUUUGCCACAGAUAAUAUCAUGCCUUAUAACAGUUAUGAUGAGAAAUAA
Molecule: messenger RNA, 906 nt
Organism: Leptosia nina
Lineage: Eukaryota; Metazoa; Arthropoda; Insecta; Lepidoptera; Pieridae
Source: the annotation of a GenBank genome assembly